Molecule: messenger RNA, 3192 nt
Organism: Naegleria fowleri
Lineage: Eukaryota; Heterolobosea; Eutetramitea; Acrasida; Naegleriidae
Exons: 1
Coding region: 1-3192 (1063 amino acids)
Source: RefSeq, a predicted model, not a curated record
AUGGUAAUUCAGACCUAUCAUUCUGCAACCGGAGAACAACUCUCACAAGAUGUUGUAUCUCGUCAUGGCGUUGGCCAAGAAGGAAAGAUCAUUGCCGGAAAAGACAAGGAAAUCCUUCCAUUCCUUCUCUCUCAUGAUGAAACCACUCGUUUCCUUUAUGUUCCGAAUGAAAUCAAGAGUUCUCAGCAAUCUCUCAACUCCCAACCUCCAACCCUUCAAAGUAUGCUCCCAAUGUUGGUUGACCAUAACUCUAUUGCGAGUACUAUGGAACGGGUUGAUGUCAUGGUGAAUGAGUGUAGACAAACAUGCCAAGUAACGGAAUCCAGAUGGAAUGAUUGUGAGGACAGAAAGCAAAAAAGAUCGAUUGUGCAAUUGGCUAAGGAAACUCUCAUUAAUUUCAUCAAAAAUACCAUGUUUGCUAAUUAUUGUAAACUAGUAGAAGAAGAGACAACCAACAUUGAAAAGUACAAGAGUGUCAUUCAAAAUGUAACAUUUGAGGAUCUUUUUGACAACCUCACUCAAACCAAAACUGUCAACGAGAGCGAUUUAAUGAGGGCCAUGCAAUUAGAUGAGAAUUCUCUCAGAACUCUUAUUAAUACUGCAAAAUCGUAUGACAAAAUGGUUUCAAUCCAACAGAAUUGUAAAAAUAUUAUCUCCAAACAAAUCAAUGAGUUAUCGAGAGAAGACAACGAUAUUACAGAAGAGCUUCAGCAAGAUUUGAUUUCCAUUGAAAGUGUAGUUAAAAAGCAAAAGGAAGCUUUAGACCAACUUUUGGUUCAUUAUGAACAAGUGAAGCAAACAAAUGAUGAGUUGCAAUAUAUUAACUUUGAAUACACCGCCCAGAAUAAGUUAAAGGAAAUUGUUGGUUAUGACAACCAAGUCAGAGAGUCUCAAUGUCUUUAUGUUCUUAGAGAUUAUGAGCUUAGAAACAAGCUCAACCAACAAAUGGAGAAGAUGUGUAGCAAAUCUAUGUUGACGUUAAUGGUUAAUACUACUUCAUACUUCAACCAGGCAAGAGAAGGAGGCUCAUUGGAAAAGCUUGUUUUCUUGGUCAAGCUGCCAGAUAUUAUUUCCAAACUAUUUGGCGAAAUUAAGAAAAGAAAAGAGUCGUUUACUGAAAACUCUCUUAUCAAGAACUUUAGAAUAUUCACUGAUAUGAUCAGGACAUCAUGUGAAGAUGAAAAUCAGAGACGAGAGAAGAGUGAACAGGAAAUUUUGAGCAAUCUCAAUGAAACACAAGUCACAGAAGUUCGUUUCCUGAUCCCUGGAGUUAUUGGGGACAGAAUUCAAAUUGAAGCUGUUACUAACGGACUUCGCAAACUUGAAAGAAGUAUUGCACGAACCAUUGACAUUAACCUCCCUCAAGAGACUUCCAAACUUCAAGAUGAAUAUGAUGAUUAUGACUUCUUUGUUAUAUCCAAAAGACCACAACAGUCCUUGUUGAGUUCAGAAUCUUCAAUCGAGAAUAUGACCAACAGUGUCAUGAUUGACUAUGCCAUUAACAAGGCAAACGAGGGUAUUGAAUCUUUCAGAAAUUCCUCCCCAAAGCCUGGUAUUAGAAACGAACAGCAAUCUUCCUUGCCAGAUUCUCUAUAUCAGUCCUAUAUAGACGAUGACCAAGAAACCAAUAACAAGAUCAACGCUUUACAAGAAGAAAUUAGCGCUCUCAAACAACAAAUAAUAGACAAUGCUAUGUACUUCUCAAAGGAGAAGGAGGAACAUCAACGACAAAUUGAAGAAGCUAAUUCGCGCUGUGAAAGUAUGGCUGAUGAGAAUAAUCGACUUAAUUCUCUGCUUGCUAUGGAACAAGAACAAAGGGCCAACGAAACCGAACAGCUCAAACAGGAAAUAAGCAUGUUAAAGGAAACGUUAGAAGGCAUCAAGAAAUAUGCAGAAGAAAAAGACUCGAUCAUUCAACAAAAUGCAACAAGUUGUGUGAAUGUAGAAAACCAAAACAAAACCUUGCAAGAAAGGCUUAUUAAGUUAGCUACCCAAGUUCAAGCGCUCAACUCUGAAGUGUCGUUCAAGAAUGAUCAAAACAACCAAUUAACAAUGGAAAAAGAAAAACUAUUGAAUGAAUUGGAAAUGCUCAAAGAGGCUCAAUCUCAGUUAACCAUGGCUAACCAUGAAAAAGAGCAGCAAUUCAUGGAUUUAAUGCUAAAUACAAGACAGGUUGAAGAGAGCAAGAAUCAAGCAAUCGAAGAAUCAACCAAAUUAUGUAACAACCUUAAAAACGAGCUUUCUGAGAGUAGACAGAUCAUUGCCACACUUCAACAGGAGAUGAAGGAUGCCCAAGAAAACAGCGAGUCUAAAUCCCAAGUAUUGGAACUUCUCCAAAAGCAGCUUGAAUCGAAGGAUAAAGAAGUGCAAGACCUUGUAGAUCAGCUGAACAGAGCCAAAUUAGCAGAAGAAACCAAGGAAAAAGAACUUGAAGCUCUCAAAAAAGCUUUCAACGAGAAACACCAUCAAAAUUUGCAAGAGACCAACAAUGUUGAAAAACUUGAACAACAGCUCCUGUCACGAACUAAUGAAUAUGAAAAGAAAUUGCAAGAAAUUAGAGAACUUGAAUCUCAACUAAAUGCAACCAAGUUGCAAAUCGAACAAUUAUGUACUACCAACGAUGAGCUUUCUCAACAAGUGAAAGAACAAAAGGAACAACUAGCAAGAUCAAAUGCAUCAAAUACUGAAGUUGAAAAGCUAAAGAAAGAAGUCAAAGAAUUAUCAAUCAAGGCACACAUGUACGAAACAGCUGCUUUGAAGGGAGCUACUCUCAUCACCUCUCUCCAAACUCAACUUCAACAGAAUCAACAAAAGUUGAAAGAACAAGAAGAAUCAUUCAAGGUCAUUCAAGAAGAAUAUACCAAACUUGAAAAGAGUUAUCUCAGAGUGGAGGAGCAGAAUAAGCAACCAAGCAAGACAUUUGUUUCCUUGGAACCUGAGGUCCAUGAUAUGGUCAUUUUCUAUCGAAAUGGACAAUCCAAAGAUUUAUUCUCUGCUAUCAGUAAGAAUCCAGAACGUAUCUACAUUGCACCCGAGUCCUUGUCCUUGCUCAAAUCAAAAUAUUCCUCCAGUUUUGAUUCAUUAUCUGUGGUUGUGGGUAAGAUUGUCUAUAUAGAACAAGCAAGUUCUCACUACAAUCCUCUCAACUUGCAAGGACCUUAUUCAAUUGCCUACAUCGAAGAGGUUAUGUAA